AUGGGGAGGAAAUAUCAGAGGCUCAAAGGACAGAAAAGGAAGCGCGUUAAGUCUCCCAACACGAGUCCGGUGGCAAAUGUCCGUCACAAUCUCGGUGAAGUGGUACGAUCCAUUAGCUGCACGGUGGAAUUACAGAUUGAGAACUCCAAAAAAGCGUGGAAAAUCUCCUUGGCUCCGAUGCGGAAGAUCCUCAAAGACAUGGUGAGAAGUGGGAAGAGGUUGAGAAGCGAGUCCCGGGAUAUCUCGCGCUCCUUCACCGAGCUGAACAAGCAAGUGGAGAGCCGGGCUGGCAUGGAGAGCCGAUUGGCGCGCCAAGCCGAAGGGGGCGACUCGACGCAGGAAGUCUACGAGGCGAAGACGCGGAUGCGUUGCAAAAGGUUGCUGAUUAUCAACCCAGUGCCCCAUGUACUCUGUGCAAGAUAUGAAGAGCAUUGCUUGGACACAGUAGAAAAAAAGAAGAAACGAAGCCUCCUGCCCCUGCGCCGUGCGGAGGAGAGCCGGUUCAUCGACCCCCUGCGCCUGGCCUUCCAGCCAGCCGAGACUAAGAGCGUGUUGCUGGAGCUGAUGGGCUGCCUUCCGCCCUUGGUCUUCCUGCUGACGGCCUGCGCCCUGGACUCCCUCCUCUACACCAUAUUCAGCACCAUCCGGAGCCACUCCUUCAUCCAGUAUUCCUUCCGCAAAUGUUUGCCAGACCCCCGAGGGAUGAGCUGGGAAGAGUACGUGAAGACCGCCAUCCCGCUAGGCGCCCUGGUGAUGCUAUGUUUCCUGCAAGUCUACGUUUUCCGCAUCCGGAGAGUCAUCGCCGCCUUCUAUUUCCCCAAGCGCGAGAAGAAGCGAAUUAUCUACCUCUACAACGAAAUGUUGCGUCAGCGCCUGGCUUUCGUGAUCGUGCAACGCAAACGCAUCAUUUUGCGAGCUCGGAGGCGCAAGAGAGUGAGAAAGCCGCUGCUGAACCAGAUCGGACACUGGUGUCCGUUCCUGAAACGCUUCCUGAUUCGCCGCUGCAUUCUUUGCAACCGGCCCGAAUCCCGCCGUUCGUUGACGUGUUCGAACCCCGACUGCGAGACCGUUUACUGCCGCAUUUGCUGGAAGGACCUCGGGCAAACUUGUUUCGCCUGCAAUCCGGACGACCUGGUUUCGGACGACGAGAGCAGCGACGGGGAAAUGGGCUACGCCGAUUAA
Thamnophis sirtalis is the source of this 1182-nucleotide messenger RNA. Lineage: Eukaryota; Metazoa; Chordata; Lepidosauria; Squamata; Natricidae. The record is from RefSeq and is a predicted model, not a curated record.